AUGAUUAAGUACUUCAUCUUGCUAUCUUUGAUCUUCAUUUGUGCACAUGAUAUUUUCCCCAAAGCCGAGGGUUGUAUCAAGUUUUUCAAAGCUAAUGUGACGAUCGUCAAUGAUAUCCCUAGAGGUUAUUCAAAACCGAUUUUUGUGCGUUGCAAGUCCAAAGACGAUGAUCUUGGAACCCACUUGUUGAGGACUGGCCAAAGUUGGGGCUUUAAAUUCUGCGUGAUACCCUUCUCGACUUUGUUCUCUUGUGGCAUUGAGUGGGGCAGUCAGUUUCAUGUGGAUCUUAAGGCUUAUGAUGCUAAGUGGUUGUUUGUACCAUGUGAGAAUAAUAGGCACUGUACAUGGACAGCUGAUGCAAAUGGUGUUUCAUCCAAGCGUGGUGAAUUCCAUCCUUGGAUAAAAUCUUGA
Molecule: messenger RNA, 411 nt
Organism: Striga asiatica
Lineage: Eukaryota; Viridiplantae; Streptophyta; Magnoliopsida; Lamiales; Orobanchaceae
Source: the annotation of a GenBank genome assembly